Messenger RNA from Bufo gargarizans (Asiatic toad), 3080 nucleotides. It is a transcript of the gene ITPRID1, whose product is annotated as ITPR interacting domain containing 1. Lineage: Eukaryota; Metazoa; Chordata; Amphibia; Anura; Bufonidae. The transcript has 11 exons. The record is from RefSeq and is a predicted model, not a curated record. The coding region runs from base 1 to 2709 and encodes 902 amino acids. Gene Ontology annotation, molecular function: signaling receptor binding.
AUGGGUGGCAAAGUGGCAAGAGAAGAUACAAUAGCUGUACCAUACAUCUGGCACCCCUGUCUACAUAAUUAUAUAGAAACAUUUCCAACAAGUGAUGGAACCAAAAAAACAGCUCCAAGUGUACCUACAAGCAUCUCAGACAUGCUGAAACUAUGUGAGGCUGAUCCAGUGGAUCUUCUCAUUGAUCUUGGAUUUGGCAUAGAUGAACCUGAUAUCUGCACUAAAAUUCCUUCUCGUUUUAUCAUGACACCUUCCGAAGCUAGAGGGAUUACCACUAGAGUGUUUUUAGAGGCACAGAAAAGGCGGAUGGAAAUUGAAAAUCCUAAUGUGUGUGGCCGUUUCCGGCAACUGGAAGUCUUAGAACAAGUGACAAGUGCAUUUUCCUCAUUACUAAAUGAUAUUCACACUAUUAAACAUAAGGAUAGUCCGAAUGCAAAUUCUGAGAGAAAAUCUAAACUUACUCCAGAGAGGAGAAGAAGAAUACGACAGCUUCUUUGGAAAUUUUCUAAGCAGGUGAAAAUAGUUGACGAAAACUUAAGCCCUACUAAAGCAGAACCUGAGGUACCUAAGGAAGACCAAAAGCAACCAGGGAAUUUCAAAGAUUACAGUAACUUGAAGGUCUUCAGAAAGCAGAAACAUAGUGCUGCAGAGUGCAGUUUGGUGACUUCGACAGCUAGUGACAAUUGCAACAAGCUACCUGAUGGGCAAGAAUCUGAAGCAUGUUCACUUUCUACACCUAUGAAACAAUGUAGCCAUCCUGACAUGAAAAGCAAAAUGACAACACUGAAGGACUCAAGGGUGGUUUCCAAAACAUUACAAAAAAAUGUUCAACAAAGACUCCAACCUCUAUAUCCAGAGUCAUUUGAAAUGGAAGAGGUACUGAGUUUUGAAGAAGAUUGUCCUAGAGCAAUGAAUCAGGACAGCAUAUCAGAGAUGACCAGAACAAAUAGCUGCCAGUCUGACAGUAGCGGAUUUCAAGAAGAACCUCCAGAGCCUUUACCUUUACAGAAUCUUCAUGAAAGUUCAGACAGUAAUGAUAGCCAGACUACUCUCAGGGAAAAAGCUGAUUUCUCUAUCUUUCAUGCUGAAAGCGAAGAAUAUAAUGAUGUCAGUCACAUCACUGAACCAUUGGAGUCAUGUGAAAAUAUUACGAUAAGUAGACUUAAGACAAAGAAAGAACAGUAUAAGUCGUCAAUGAACACUGAAAACAGUGAUGAAAUCUUUCAGAGUUUUGAUAGUCAGACUGAUAAUGAUGAUAAACACAUUAUACAAGAAAUUCAAAGUCAAGAGCCAACACCAGGAGAUACAGAAAACGAAGCACAUUCAAAUAGUGGCGACUGUCUGCUAUCACAUGAAAUGGAUGGUUCAGCCAGCGAGUAUCAAGUACUGUCCCCAGAGGUUCCUUCAGAAGUUGACUUCCCAAUUUAUGUCACACAUUACUUCAGUGAUACUAGGCAAAGUACCCUUGAAUUCCUUGCUGAGAUAAAUGAUAGUCUAAUGCCAGACUUCUCUGAAGAAUGUGUAAGUGAUCUACAAAAGAAUGACUUUGACAGGGAUUCAUUUGCAGAUGAUGAGUGUUCAGUAGAGUUGUCCAACCUAAAAAGGACACCAUCUCCCACAACUGAUUUACAUAGCUUCAGUUUCAAAGUCCAUACUCCAGAUGGAUCAGUAGAUUACUCUGAUGAGGAAUUAAAUACUAGCUACCAAGACAAAAAAUGCACGUUUCAAACGGAAUUAAACACAAAUAUUUACAAGUCAGUUACCAUUCAGAUGUCUUCAAAGUGGUUACAAGAUACCAAUAACGGACCAAAUAGACCUAAUAAUUUAUAUAACACAAAUACUAACAAAAGUGAAGUGCAUGCUUUGUUACAGUGCAGUACAGAGCAAAAGGAAGCCUUUAGUCAGACUGAUGGGUGGUGGAAUGAAUGCUGUACUAACAAUCACUGUUCACAUCAGCGGAGCUGCUAUAUCACAGAAUCAUUGUCAUUUGAUACUGCUCUCUGCCCCCCGCAUCAUUCUCCACAUUUACCAAUGAACACUCAUUUCUGUCAUUGCUGUCACUGCCAUUACUGCUGUAUUCCACGAAGCGCAACAAGGUGCAGGCACAAUAUAUCCACAAGGCCAUCUGCUAACAUCAACCUUGAGAAAGAGUUAUCAGAUACUCUGAAGUUAUUGAGGGAGUCAUUAAUCACUAUAUCACUGAAUACAGACCAGGAUGUGGAAAACAUGAAAAGAGCAUGUCAGAAAUAUCGGGGGACGCUAAUAGAAGUUGAACAAUGUAUGUCCGAACAGCAAGCUGGAUGCUACCCUUAUUUUUCAAGGGAAGAAAGAGAAAAUAUGAGAAGAUUGCAUUUGUUACGUCAAAAUGUCUUGAAAGAAUCACUGGAAUUGGAAUUUAAUUUGGAUGCACGGGCGCAUCGGGUGAAGGAGACCAUUUCAAUGCAACUUGAAGAGGUUCUGGAAGAACAAUCAAGACUUUACUCAGAGCUUGAGUUUUAUAACUUGGAACAAGAUAGAGUCCAUACAGAACGCUAUAGAAGUUUACAUAGGGCCCACAGUUUACCAUCUACUUCACCUUGUUCAGUUCACAAAGAAGAUCAAGGUACCCCAAUAAACAAGGAAGACUCCAAGACUCAGUCACAAAGGAUUGACCUAAGCACUAUUUUACAAAAUAUCAAAAAAACCUUCCGGAGUUUUAACAAUUCUUAAACUUGAAGCAAAAGCUCAGGAAUUCACAUUUAAGUCUUAUGGAUUUUGGUCAUCAUCCGUUUGUACAAAACAAUAUACAGUGGCAUGCCUAGAAAGUACACAUUCAUUAUGUUUCUCAGCUUGGAGAAAUAAAAAACUGUAAAUUGUUUUUAGGAGGCCAAACAAUGUAGUCCAUUUUUUUUUUUAAUUCAGGACUAGAGGGAAACAAUUAUCUGAUAGUAAAAAGGAUACAUUUUCCAAGUUUUACUUGUUUACAGUAAAGGCAGUCAUGCAUUCUACUCUAAAGUUGAUCAAAAUGGACUUUUUCAACCAAAAUGACCAGUAUCAGAUGAAACUUAAAACGUUAUCCCAUGACUUAUGUAAAAAAUUAA